AUGUUCUGGCUCAUGAGGGUGGCUUCCGUCUCCUGUUUCUGUGGUCCUACCAGCGAAAACGAGCCAAGCGAGGUUCGAGGCUGGCACACGGAAAGUCCUACCGGCGACCAACCGAAGUUGCUCAGUACAAAGGAAAAGGGGGGCAUGAAAGUCCACAAAGCCAGUAGCAGCGACGGAGCGGCUACGAGGGGGGAGCUUACGACGCAGCUUUGUGGCGGAUUACUGGGCUUUUUGUAG
This is a messenger RNA of Sporothrix schenckii 1099-18, 237 nucleotides long. RefSeq lists its product as uncharacterized. The transcript has a single exon. Bases 1 to 237 code for a protein of 78 amino acids. The record is from RefSeq and is a predicted model, not a curated record. Lineage: Eukaryota; Fungi; Ascomycota; Sordariomycetes; Ophiostomatales; Ophiostomataceae.